This is a messenger RNA of Ricinus communis (castor bean), 2979 nucleotides long. RefSeq names its product putative SWI/SNF-related matrix-associated actin-dependent regulator of chromatin subfamily A member 3-like 1. The record is from RefSeq and is a predicted model, not a curated record. Gene Ontology annotation, molecular function: ATP binding; ATP-dependent chromatin remodeler activity; hydrolase activity, acting on acid anhydrides, in phosphorus-containing anhydrides. Bases 109 to 2724 code for a protein of 871 amino acids. The transcript is spliced from 3 exons. Lineage: Eukaryota; Viridiplantae; Streptophyta; Magnoliopsida; Malpighiales; Euphorbiaceae.
AGCGCGACUUUUCACUGUCUUAUAGAUUCCCAACACUUCAAAAAGCUCUCUUUCUAAAACUCUAAUACCCACCGCAACCGCCCUUUUCAAUACUCUCUGUUUUGUCUCAUGGAAUCUCAGGAAGAUCAAGACCCAGUUGCCCUUUUCAUGUCUCUUGAUGAUUGGCAAGAAGACUUGUCCUCUCAAUCUUUAUCUGAGACUUUUUUGGUUGGCUUUGUUAUUGCCAAUAUAGUGGGUGUCCGCUACUACUCUGGUACCAUCACUGGACGUGAAUUGGUUGGCUUGGUUCGCGAACCUUUAAAUCCCCAUGAUCAGAAUGCUAUUAAAGUUCUUAAUGCAAGAUCCCUUCAAGUGGGUCACAUUGAAAGGUCAGUUGCUUCUGUUUUAUCUCCUUUAAUUGACUCUCAGAAGAUUACCGUUGAAGGUAUAGUGGCUAAUUCUCGUAGUAACAGUAAUAAAUUUAAAAUUCCUUGUCAAAUUCAUAUUUUUGCGAGGUUUGAGGAUUUUGAGAGGGUUAAAUCGGAGAUUACUCGUGGUGGGUUAGUUUUGAUUACUGAAAUUGAUGCGAGUUUUGGGUUAUCAGAGGCUAUGGUGGUCAAAGAAAAGAAUAAGAAAAGUGGGUUUAAAAGCGUGGAUGAAAUUUUUAAGUUAGUGGAUGACAAUGUGAACAAGAAAGGGAAAUUAGGGACUUUGGAGCCACCUAAGGAGGUGAUCAAGUCUGAGCUCUUUUUGCACCAGAAGGAGGGAUUGUGGUGGUUGAUGAAUAGAGAGAAUUCUAACGAGUUGCCACCCUUUUGGGAGGAGAAAGACGGGAAGUAUGGAAAUGUUUUGACAAAUUAUCAUACUGAUAACAGGCCUGAGCCACUGCGCGGUGGCAUUCUUGCAGAUGACAUGGGGUUGGGGAAAACUUUAACUUUACUCUCUUUGAUUGCCUUUGAUAAAGUUGAUAGUAGUUUGAAUAUUAAUGUGGGAGAACAAAUGUGCAAGGUGGAUGAGGAAGUGUCUCUUUUCAGUGAUACAAAAGGGAAAAGGGGUAGGGUGAGUAAAAAGGUGACUGCAGGACGGAAAAGACGUAAAAUUGAUGGCACCCUUUUGGGCAGCAAUGCAAAAGGGAAGGCUGUGAGUAUAAUUGACAAGUCUUCCAGUGUUUCAGGUGCAAAACCGACUUUAAUUGUGUGCCCUCCUGUUGUAUUUUCAACAUGGAUAACACAGCUAGAAGAUCACACUGUAGGUGGAUCGCUCAAAGUAUACAUUUAUCAUGGGGAAAGGACUAAAGAAGCUGAGGAGCUUAAGAGGCAAGAUAUAGUGUUGACAACGUAUAGUACUUUGGCUAGUGAAGAUUCUUGGGAAGACUCCCCUGUGAAGAUGGUAGAAUGGUGGAGAGUCAUUUUGGAUGAGGCACACGUCAUAAAAAAUGCAAAUGCACAACAAAGUCGAGCAGUUACUAAUCUGAACGCUAAGCGGAGAUGGGUUGUUACUGGAACACCUAUACAGAAUGGAUCUUUUGAUCUGUUUUCCUUGAUGGCCUUUUUGCGGUUUGAGCCGUUUUCCAUCAAAAAUUAUUGGCAGAGCCUGGUACAGCGCCCACUUGCCCAGGGGGAUAAGAAAGGGCUCUCGCGGCUGCAGGUUUUAAUGGCAACCAUUUCUUUGCGGAGAACAAAAGACAAGGGUUUAGUUGGAUUGCCAUCUAAAAGUGUAGAGACAUGUUACAUUGAACUUUCUCAAGAAGAACGUGAACUCUAUGACCAGAUGGAAGGGGAAGCCAAGGGUGUCGUACAAGGCUUUAUUAAUGCUGGUAGCCUAACAUGCAACUAUUCUACCGUACUUUGCAUAAUAUUACGACUUCGCCAGAUAUGUAAUGAUCUGGCCUUGUGUCCUUCAGAUCUGAGAGCACUACUACCUUCCAACAGUAUUGAAGAUGUAUCCAAUAACCCUGAGUUACUUGAAAAGGUGGUUGCUGUGCUGCAAGAUGGUGAAGAUUUUGACUGCCCAAUCUGCAUUUCUCCACCUAUCGAUACUGUAAUUACGCGCUGCGCUCACGUCUUUUGCCGCCCCUGCAUCUUGAAAACCCUGCAACGCAUGAAGCCCUGCUGCCCACUUUGUCGCCGAUCUCUAACUAUGUCUGACCUGUUCUCAGCCCCUCCUGAAUCUUCUCACACUGAUAACACUGAAAUUUCUUCUUCAAAAAGAAAUACAUCAUCCAAGGUCUCUGCUCUCUUAAACCUUCUCAUGGCAGCAAGAGAUAAAAAUCCAACUGCAAAAUCAGUAAUAUUUUCACAAUUCCAAAAGAUGUUGGUAUUACUUGAAGAGCCAUUGAAAGCAGCUGGUUUUAAGAUAUUGCGGUUAGAUGGAACAAUGAAUGCAAAAAAGAAGGCUCAAGUUAUAAAAGAAUUUGGAAUUCCUGGGCCUAAUGGGCCCACUGUUCUGCUUGCCAGUCUUAAGGCUUCAUGUGCUGGCAUAAACCUAGCAGCUGCUUCUAAAGUCUAUUUGUUGGAGCCGUGGUGGAACCCAGCAGUUGAGGAACAGGCUAUGGAUCGUGUCCACCGAAUUGGACAAAAGGAGGAUGUAACAGUUGUGAGGUUGAUCACUCGAAACAGCAUUGAGGAAAGGAUAUUGGAGAUGCAGGAAAGGAAGAAGAAACUGGCCAAGGAAGCUUUUGGGAGGAGGGGAGCAAAAGCACAUGAUGUUAGAACAGAUGAUCUUCGCAUACUCAUGUCUUUGUGAGUUCUUACUCUCAUUCACAUGUGCAUAUUACUUCUAUGAACAUAUAGUGCCUUAUAGCGGUCUAUAUCUAUCUGCACCAUGUAAAUUUUCUGGGAGCUCUUUUUGAGUUCUUGUAGGUAAAUAUGCAUAACUUAAGCAUGGUAAUCCAGUUAGAACAUUGUUUAGCUUAUGCACAGAAGCACAACCUCAGUGCAAACCAAAUUUGGAAUUUUGUUUGGCAACUUGAAUAUCUAUCUACAAGUAUUUUGCAGGAUU